CAGAGAAAAAUGGUAUCGAUUUCGUUAUACAGAGGUAACUUACACAGAGUCCCUGACUUACCUCGCAGAUGGCUAAUGCCGGCUCGUAAAAUCUCCCUCAAAGAAUUUAAAUCCCUCUUAAAUCGCCGUACCAAAGCGCUCUCCCGCCUCCGUUCCCCUGCCGCAACAACCGCCGUCGCCACCACCUCACAUCACAACCCCAACCCUAACCCUAACCCUAACAUAAAAAAGGAGGUUGUAGUAGAAGAGGAGCCGAAAGAAAAAAAUCGUGAAGAGGAACGGACUACUCCUAAUUCUAUUACUAAGGAGGUUGUUAAAGAUCAUGAUGACGUGUCUAAUUCUGAUAGGCGUCAGCAAGUUGACGUGGCAGUUUGUAACGGAGAUGAGAAAUUGAAAGAUGAUCGUAAUGAUGCUGAGGUACCAUGUAAAGCUGAUGGUGAAGUAGAUGAAAAAGAUAAAAGGAAAAAUGAAGUGGAGGAGAAAUUAGAAGUUUUGAAUCAGAAGAAGCAUAAUUUAGUGCAAGUUUUAAAGCAGAUUUUGAAUGUGGAGGAGGAAUUGAAGAGAAGGAAUAAUGUGCAAGGAACAGCGACAUCUGUGCCGCCUCCAAUUCAAGUUGAGGUUACGAAUGAUUCUGGAUCAAUGAGCAGGCAAGCUACUCCUAGGAUGAGUUCGGAGGCGAAUGUUGGUGGUGAUUUGAUGGAAGGGGGUGAGCCUGAGGAUGUUUUAAAUCAAAACCAUCAUAAUAAUACGAAUAACAAUAGCAAUCAUCAUUCUCGUCAUUUAAAGCGAAUGAGCAGUACAUCGCCAUCAUCGGAAUCUCCUUUGAGAAAGGCUUCCUUUAAUGUGCUUCCACACCCCUCUCGACCGAGUAUUGGAACCACCAGUAGCCCAUCGCGCUUUGCUCCAACAGGACACCAAGGUCCUCCUGCGAACUUGCCUGCAGUUUCGGCAUCGGGAACAAAUUAUAUUGCUUCUUCUCCUUCACCUGCAGCAUCUGGUGGCACUUCAGCUUUUAGAGAUGCCCGGCAGCCAAGUCCAUGGAAUUAGUUGCUAUACACAAACAUGCUUUGCCAUUGACAUCUGCUGCUAGAGUUAAAGUCUUCUUUGGCAUCAAUGACCUUAGGUGAGUAGUCGCGUACUUCUUUACUCUGUCUUAUUAUUCUCUGGGACAUUUUUAAUUUUAUUCUUUAAAUUUUUAAUUAUAUGUAAAUGUAGUAGUAGUACUGCCUAUUAUUAUUGCCAGCAGUGUCUUUUUUGCUUUUGCAAUGGUCUAACAUCCUGUGAGUUUUAAACUGUAAUAGAUAUUGCUGAAAGAACUGAAUUUUAGGGACUGAAUUGAAUUACUGGCUUGCUUGGCUGUAUAUAGUUUUGAGAUUGCGAAUAGUUAAAGACAUCUGAUAACAUACUUGUUUUGAUAGUGCAAAUGUGCAAAAGCAUUAUUGUGGCGGGAUUUCAACUGUCAACAUGUUUAUCCCUC
Molecule: messenger RNA, 1477 nt
Organism: Mercurialis annua (annual mercury)
Lineage: Eukaryota; Viridiplantae; Streptophyta; Magnoliopsida; Malpighiales; Euphorbiaceae
Exons: 4
Coding region: 10-1047 (345 amino acids)
Cellular component (GO): chloroplast
Source: RefSeq, a predicted model, not a curated record